AUGACAUCCCCAGCUGCCCUAGGCCGCCUCGCCUCCACAACAGUUCACAUUCAAAUGAUCCCUACUCCCCGCAAACUACGCGACACUCGACAAAUCCUAGCCGCGCUCCAAAAAUUCGGUGAAGUGACCACAUUCCGCAACCUCAAGUAUGAUCAAUCGAACAGAUCACCAAACCAACACCGGCCCGUCAUUGCCAUCUUCGACUCCCCCGACGCCGCCCAGCGCGCACUCGCUUCCUCCCCCAUGAUCGUAACGCUCGACUCUCCCUCUACCUCUACAUCACAACCAAGCACCAGCACCAGCACAGGCACAGGCACAAGCACAGACACAGGCGCAACCUCCAAAUCCCCACCCUCGUCUUCCUUGGAAUCAAAAAAGAAAUACAAGAACCACGACCCUAUAUUCGAUAAUGUCGCCUCCGGCACAAUAAAAUGCAUAAUUGAACCCUCGACCCACAACCAUGAAACCGCAAUGCCGCGCAACAAGUACUUCGCCACGUUUUACCCGAAUAAGGAAGAUCCUGUCUACAAGGAUAUGAAUAGUCCCCAGACAGGGGUGCCGCUGCACGCGCUGGGGGAUGUGUUGCAGAGUAGGAAGCCCAAGCUGACUUUACUUACGCAUGCGAAGGCUGCUGGGGUCAGACGGGCGCUUGGGGGUGAGAGUAUAAUGGCUAUGUGGAGGGAAGCGAAUGACCCUAAAAGGGCUGCUAAGGUCAAAUAUGAGAGAGGCCCAUAA
Messenger RNA from Penicillium verhagenii, 735 nucleotides. RefSeq lists its product as uncharacterized. NCBI's taxonomy places the organism in Eukaryota, Fungi, Ascomycota, Eurotiomycetes, Eurotiales, Aspergillaceae. Bases 1 to 735 code for a protein of 244 amino acids. The transcript has 2 exons. The record is from RefSeq and is a predicted model, not a curated record.